Parnassius mnemosyne (clouded apollo) is the source of this 495-nucleotide messenger RNA. Lineage: Eukaryota; Metazoa; Arthropoda; Insecta; Lepidoptera; Papilionidae. The record is from the annotation of a GenBank genome assembly.
AUGAAUAGCCGGGUAAGAGAAUUAGCUGAAGUAAAGCAACAGUGGCGCAAUAUGAAACUUGAUGCAAAGAAAAACAUGUCGCAAGUAAAGACAUCUAUCAAAUGUACUGGUGGAGAGCCAAAACCUCUUAGCCCUGACCCGGAAACCAUUGACAUUUUGAGCAUGAUUCCACAGGAAUUUGAGACUGAUUCCAAUGUCUUCGACAGUGACAGCAUAACAAAUCCAGUGGUUCAAAGUCAGGAGCAGUCCUUAGUGAAUACACCAACACAAGAUUAUUUUAUCACUCCAGAAGAUAAUAAUGAGAAUGUGCAAGAGAAUAUUACACCACUACCUUUAAAGAUGCCAACUGAAAUAGUUAGAAGAAAACGGAAACUAACAUUCAAUGAUGUGAAUGAUAAUAAAUAUACAGCCAAACGUGAGGAAAGAGACUUAACCAGAGAGCGCAAUCAUAUUCUUGUCAGUUGCAUAAAGGAGGAGCAUGGUUUAAAAAUGUAA